Molecule: messenger RNA, 5297 nt
Organism: Diabrotica balteata
Lineage: Eukaryota; Metazoa; Arthropoda; Insecta; Coleoptera; Chrysomelidae
Source: the annotation of a GenBank genome assembly
GUGUCAAAUUAUAUAAUUUUAUUGAUCACAUCAUAACAAACAAAAAGCUGGAAUAUAAACUCGAAUUUAUUUACGUUUAAAUAAAAAACAAACUUUUUAAAAAGAAUCAAAUUUAUAAAUUUUUAACAUAUUUUAGUUUAAGAAACUAGGUAUGUUUUGGUCAAAUCAUGUCUUAUACAGAAUUGGAACAUGGAUAUCAAGGGUUGCGGAAAGCAACUAGACCUGCACAUGCACAUUUUUUUGUGGGGGCAGGUGACCUAGAACUAUGCGAUUCAAGCGAUGUAAGUUUAAGUCCCCAAGACAUGGAUGACGAUGGGGGCAAGGUGGUGAUUGUGGGGGUGUGUGCCAUGGAGAAGAAAACUCAGAGUAAACCGAUGAAGGAGAUUCUUACACGUUUACAAGAGUUUGAAUACAUCAAGGUGAUAGUAUUUGAAGAGGAAGUUAUUUUACAGAAACCAGUUGAAGAGUGGCCUAUAUGUGAUUGUUUAAUUUCAUUCCAUUCCAAAGGAUUCCCCUUAGAUAAGGCAAUACAAUAUGCUCAAUUACAUAAUCCGUACGUUAUCAACAAUUUACACAUGCAAUACGAUAUACAAGACAGAAGAAAGGUGUAUGCAACGCUGGACGUAGAAGGAAUCGAAAUACCUCGUUAUGCUGUUUUAGACAGAGACAGCCCUGAUCCAAAAAAUCAUGAAUUAGUAGAAUCUGAAGAUCAUGUAGAAGUCAAUGGGAUUAUUUUUAAUAAGCCAUUCGUUGAAAAACCUGUUUCUGCAGAAGAUCACAAUAUCUACAUCUAUUAUCCUACAUCAGCUGGAGGCGGCAGUCAAAGGCUUUUCAGAAAGAUCGGUAGUCGUAGUAGUGUAUAUUCUCCAGAAUCUCGAGUACGAAAAACGGGCAGUUUUAUUUACGAAGAUUUUAUGCCUACCGAUGGAACAGAUGUAAAGGUAUAUACAGUUGGUCCAGACUACGCCCAUGCUGAAGCCCGUAAGUCUCCAGCUCUUGACGGCAAAGUGGAGAGAGAUCGGGACGGUAAAGAAAUUCGCUAUCCCGUUAUUCUCAGCAACGCAGAGAAGCUCAUAUCUCGAAAGGUUUGUCUUGCGUUUAAACAAGCCGUAUGCGGAUUCGACCUCCUAAGAGCGAACGGGAAAUCUUUCGUGUGCGACGUCAACGGUUUUAGUUUCGUUAAAAAUUCGAAUAAGUAUUACGAUGAUUGUGCUAGAAUUCUGGGAAAUAUGAUACUGAGAGAAUUAGCUCCGACUUUGCAUAUACCAUGGUCAGUGCCGUUCCAAUUGGACGAUCCUCCCAUAGUACCGACUACGUUUGGAAAGAUGAUGGAGUUGCGAUGCGUAGUGGCUGUGAUAAGACAUGGUGAUAGGACGCCGAAACAGAAAAUGAAGGUUGAAGUUCGUCAUCCUAAGUUUUUUGAAAUAUUCGAAAAGUAUGAUGGUUAUAAACAUGGACACGUGAAGUUAAAAAGACCGAAACAGCUUCAAGAAAUCCUGGAUAUAGCCAGAUCUUUAUUAACAGAAAUACAACUUCACGAGGCUGAUCCAGAAAUUGAAGAGAAACAGGGUAAAUUGGAGCAACUAAAGGCUGUGUUAGAAAUGUAUGGUCACUUCUCUGGUAUUAACAGAAAAGUUCAGAUGAAAUAUCAACCUAAAGGUAGACCCAGGGGAUCGAGUUCAGAUGAUGUGGAUAAACCAGCUGAACCUUCGCUGGUACUCAUCCUAAAAUGGGGUGGGGAACUAACACCAGCUGGUCGAAUUCAAGCUGAAGAACUCGGUAGAAUAUUUCGUUGCAUGUAUCCAGGAGGACAAGGUAGACAUCUGGCUGGUGAAUAUGCUGGAGCCCAAGGUUUAGGUCUUUUGAGACUGCAUUCUACGUUCCGACACGAUCUAAAGAUAUAUGCUUCUGACGAAGGUAGGGUUCAAAUGACGGCUGCGGCUUUUGCCAAAGGUCUGUUAGCUUUAGAGGGAGAGCUCACUCCAAUUUUAGUGCAAAUGGUUAAAAGUGCAAAUACGAAUGGACUUUUAGAUAACGACUGUGAUAGUAGCAAGUAUCAAAAUAUGUGCAAGACUAGGUUACACGAACUUAUGCAAAUAGAUCGAGACUUUACACAAGAAGACAAAGAAAAAAUUAAUCCGUGCAAUUCCACUAGUAUAGCAGAUGCUUUAGAAUUCGUAAAAAAUCCGGUAAAAUGUUGUAAACACGUCCACGAAUUGAUUAAAAAUUUAUUAGGAAUAGUGCAAAUUAAAAAAGAAGAUCCAAAAAGCAGAGAUGCUGUUUUGUAUCAUGGAGAAACUUGGGAAUUAAUGGGAAGAAGAUGGGGGAAAAUAGAAAAAGACUUUUUUACAAAAAACAAAACGUUUGAUAUUAGUAAAAUACCCGAUAUCUACGACUGCAUUAAGUACGAUCUACAACACAACCAACAUACUCUGCAGUUUGAUCAGGCCGAGGAAUUGUAUACGUAUGCUAAAUAUUUAGCUGAUAUUGUCAUACCCCAGGAAUAUGGCCUGACGUCCCAAGAGAAAUUGACCAUCGGACAGGGUAUCUGUACGCCGCUGCUGAAAAAGAUCAAGGCAGACCUGCAGAGGAACAUAGAGGAAACUGGAGAAGAGAACGUAAAUCGAUUGAAUCCGAGGUAUUCGCAUGGUGUUUCCAGUCCUGGAAGACACGUUAGAACACGACUGUAUUUUACCAGUGAAAGUCACAUUCACUCGUUGAUUACUGUCUUGCGACAUGGAGGGUUAGUCGAUGUUAAAAAAGACGAACAGUGGCGCAGAGCUAUGGAGUAUGUUUCGUGCGUCUCCGAAUUGAAUUAUAUGUCACAGAUUGUUAUAAUGCUCUACGAAGAUCCUACGAAAGAUCCUUGUAGCGAAGAAAGAUUCCACAUCGAGUUACAUUUUAGUCCUGGCGUCAAUUGUUGUGUACAGAAAAACCUUCCUCCAGGUCCUGGUUUCCGACCUCAUUCGAGAAACGAAUCUGCUGCCAGUAAGAAUGCUAGUUUAAAUACAUCCGAAACGGCAACUCCAGAAGAAGGAAAAAGUAGGUGUUCGCCCAGAAUUGACGAAGAAGUCGAAAUGUGUAUAGAAGAAGAAAAAUAUAUAAUUAAUUCUCCGAAGGAUUCCGAAUCUCCGACAGAUACUCAAAAGAUGUCACCGCCUUGUUCGCCGGAGAUAUAUUAUCGGGGAAAUAUGAAAAUUAGUAAUCCCAUUCCUAUAGGAAAUUCUCACACUGUAUCCGGUCAUGAAGCCAUGCAUCUUGCAAAAUGUCUCAACGAGGAAUUAGCUAAUCAAGCUGCUCAGCAGGGUAGUCGCAGUUACGGACUCAACCGAGCAACUAGCCCCGAGUUAGAUCAGCAGCGAUCCAGGAGCUACGAUCACAAGAGUCCUCAGAAGGGUAAAGCUCAGAAAUUACAUCAAAGUUUGGACGCUGUUAACAGCACAGACUGCAGCCUCAACGUCGUCAAACGCCAUCGACACAGCGUUGUCGGACAGAUGAGCUAUUACAAGAUGUUAGGGUUCGGUUGCGGAGGCCCCUUAGGUUUGAAGAAGCUCGUCAGCGGAAGUGCCAACUCCUUGUUUUCAACUGCAGUCAUUUCUGGUAGUUCCAGUGCGCCGAAUCUCAGGGAUAUGAUUACCAGCUCAUCAAAUGCAACAGCCAUCGAAGGUUUUGGUGGUGUACCUUCUAUAAGACCUUUAGAGACCCUACAUAAUGCACUAUCUUUAAAACAGUUAGAUGCUUUUUUGGAUAGAAUGACUACUGCUCCUAUCUUUAGAACUCCAUCGUCGACACCACCAAAAUAUCCGUCAACUCCUUUGCCAACGCCAACAAAUGGCAAUAUAUUAGCAUGCGGACUAUCAUUGGACAAGUCACGCCCUUUGAAAUUACAGUCUCCCAGCAACAGUGUGGGUUGGAGUGGACCUCCCAGUCUUAUGUCAAGCAGUGGGCCAUCUUCGCCCGGUUACUCUGAAAGCACAUCGAAAUGCAGCAGCAGCGAGAUGUCUUCUAGUAUUAUCAGCGCCGACGGUAUUACUGUGGAUAACUUCAACAAAAUGUUCCCGGCAGUGCCGGGAUUAGAUCAAGAUUUAGAAAAUGUUGGAAUGCUGUUGGACUCGUUUGAAAAGGAUGUUCCGCAAUCGAUCGAAUUCACCGAAUAUUAUGCCAAUAAUAACAAACCAAAAGGUUCAGAAAGUGGCGAUGUUACUCCAGUGUCUGGAUCAGAAGUUGAUUUCAACACCAACGAUCUUACCGUCGGUUCUGGUGCUGACUGCGAUAUUACAGUAACAGAAGAUAUAGAAAACUGUGAAACAGGAGGUGAUAAUAGCAACAGCACAUUAACUGACACAGUAAUUGUUUUAAAUAACAUAUUUAACCACCCCACUAGCCCCAAACCGAUGGAAUCUAGUCAUUUAUUCCACACUCAACCAACAAGCACAAAUCCUCUUUCUUCUUUAACAAAAAAUGUGGACAUAUUUACCAAUGUCUUCAAAUUAGAUAGCUCAAAACAGAUUAAGGAUGCAGAACAGACUGAAUCAUCAAGUAGUGUAAAUUCCAGUGAAUUAGAAAGGAAAAAUUUUAAAAUUGUAAAUAAGAAAUCAUCCGUAUUGGAUAGUAUGGUAACAAAUAUAUCUAUAGAUGUACCGAUCACAGGAUCUGAUAAAUGGUCAGCAUCAAAAGAGCAAUUUCUGGAAAAUAGAAGUGUUAAACGAGCUGUAAGUGUUGAUUGCGACAAAAUUAUGAAAUUAGAACAAGAGCAAGACCAGACGAAAAUAAAACCAGGAGCUGUAUUAGUAAAAGAAAAAUAUAUAGAACCGUUAACCCUUUCUAGAGUUUCUAGAAGCUUUCAUGGCAAAUCAUCAAUAAGUAAUAGCUUUUUAGAUAUUAAUAAUACUCACCGAAGAGCUAGCGAUAGUCCUAUCGGCAGUACAUCAACUACAUCAUUCAUGACUCAAGAUAUUAAACCAGAACCGAGUAUGGAUAAAGUAAAGUCCAUUGUAAAACAAAAAUCACUCAGUAACGCUGCAACACAAUACAGCACUAAAAAAUGCGCACCAGAAACAAGCAAGUCAGUGUCCGAACUAAGUCAUAUAGGGACCAAAUCACAGAGAUUUACCACCACACGAGUGGAUGAAGCUGAACACGCCGCUUCUGUAGCUACAAAAGAAGACCAAGAAGCAACUUUUAAUGUAGUUCAUGUGUCGGCAUCAGCAGAUACAAUUCGAUUGCCCUCAGACAAUACAACCAAGAAGAAAAAUAAAAGAAAAUAGACAAUAUAUAAUAAUUAUAAUAUAAAGUAU